AUGAAGCAGCGGACACAACGUGCUAGCACAUUCCUUGGCAGCGACUCGAGCACAUUCAUCUCAAACACGUCCUCACACCGAGCUACAAUGCUUGCAUCACCAUCGCUUUCAUCAGCCUCUGAGACACUGGAAGACUGGAUGUACUGGCAACGCGAUGCUAGCAAUGCGCAAUGCUGGACCAAAGUGUACGGCGUAUUGGACAAUGAGUUUUUAUGGCUCUUUAAGGGCAAUCAUUCAAGCAAGACCAUGUUCUUGCAAAUUGCUGUCUCUAGUGUGGAGGUGUCAGGCCAGCGACAAUUACGGAUCGUUGACCCAAACGGCGAAGAUAUGGAAAUUUGGCUGCUGGAUGAGGAUAGUUUUAGUGUAUGGCGGCAACGACUCGAGGAAGCUGCUGCGCUCACAUCGCACUUCUUCCGUAUUGCAGCAAUUGAAGCGCGACGGCUUCCACGCAAUAGCGCGUAUCGUGGUAGCCUAGUAGCUUAUCGCCGUGCAAAUAAGCGGACACGAUACAAAGCUGUUACCGAGUGGAUGAUGCAGUGGCGGCGAAAGUGUGUGGCGCUCACACGGUGA
Messenger RNA from Peronospora belbahrii, 570 nucleotides. The record is from the annotation of a GenBank genome assembly. NCBI's taxonomy places the organism in Eukaryota, Oomycota, Peronosporomycetes, Peronosporales, Peronosporaceae.